AUGGACGAUCCCCCACCAGGAUCCCGUCUUGCGGUUGUCCGCUCUCAAAUCGCGAUCGACUCCGACUCUAGAUCGGAUGAGUCUAGAUCCACCACUUCUACCAACGACACAGCCAACACAGACACCGAGCCAUUCCCUGAGUAUGACGAGUCCGAGUGUGAGAUGCUUGGAUCUUCCCUCGCAGCUGAGAAGCCCCUCGAGGAAGCAUGGAUCUCCGCUCUCGGCAGAGCCACCCAGCAAGAGAUCCGCAUGCUCCAUGUCGAUCCUAACAUUGUUCCUUACUGCAAAAGCGAACCAUCUCAGCGUAGCCAGGUCGUCCUCGGAAAGCUGCAAGAUCUCCUCUCCGAACCGCAAUUGGGUCCUGAGAUCCGCGAGCAAUUUAUCGCUAUCAUCAACGCUACCCUUAAAGUCAACCUCGUCAUUUUCCACCAGAGUCCAGAGUUUCUAGGCCUCCGAGAGAUGAAAGACGCAAGACGUCCUCUCGACACUAUCAUCAAGCACGUCCAAUUCAUAGAAGACAUGCUUAAAUGGCAGCUCCAGACUGCCGAAAAGGUCUCUUACGUCCUGGAGGAUGUCUCCAUGGAGCCUAUCCUUCCCUACGAGCGGCUUCGCAAAAUGGCGACUAUGGUCGCUCAUGCCCAUGUUUCUGGUCUACCCUCUGCUUCAGCACUAAUGCUCAAUGAGCAGGAAUAUGAAGAAGCCCCGCUACCUCGAACGACGACUACUUGCUUUGUACAUGGAUAUGUACGAGGAAUGGGUCCAUACUCCUUUCCUUCGUUUGCGCAAGCCUCAACUCCUGGACGAGCAGUUCCCAAACUUCCCACGCACAAAGUUUUCUCGUCAUGUCCUUGUUGUCUGGGGGCGAUCCACCGCUGCAUCGAAAUUUACGGUACCUUGACCCGGGUCACUCUUGAAAUCAAACGACAAUACUUUGCGCCAACGAUGGGCUAUCUUUGUGACUCGCCAGAGAUCUGGAAGCAAUGCUGGAAACAAUACCAGGAAUUCGAGAAGGAUCAGCACGAGUCAGCCGAGCAGGGUUUCUCUGAAUGCGCCCUGAACUGA
This is a messenger RNA of Penicillium robsamsonii, 1062 nucleotides long. RefSeq lists its product as uncharacterized. The transcript has 2 exons. The coding region runs from base 1 to 1062 and encodes 353 amino acids. Lineage: Eukaryota; Fungi; Ascomycota; Eurotiomycetes; Eurotiales; Aspergillaceae. The record is from RefSeq and is a predicted model, not a curated record.